GAUUUUUUUUUCUAAUUAAAAAUGCGUACUAGGUGAAACUUAUGACAAAUCAAAAUACUUUAUUUUAAGGACCGGAGGGAGUAAUAAUCAUCCAGUCUCACAAAUACGUAGAUUCAUUACAAAUUUUCAAUAAGCACAAACAUUGAGCACUAGUAUUUGUUUUUUAUGUGUUGCUAUUUGAAUUUUUAAUUAUUUCGGUAAAGUAAAUAAAUUUUAAUGUCAAAAGAAUAGUUUAUUUUAUUUUUUUAAUCAAAAUAAAUUAUGCGACGGAGGAAAUAUAAAUAAAACAGUAAUCCUGAUAGUAAAAGAAAAUAAUCGGCCACCGCUUUCUUGACCAAUUGGCCGCUUUUUGUUUCUGUCCCCUGCGAUUUUACAGUCACUUAUAAGUAGCGUAAACCCAAAGCCUUUUUUUUUCUUCUUCUUCUUCUUCCUUGGUUUUGCUGUAUCUCUCUGAGAGAGUUCCUCACAAUCGAUCAACAAUGGCGAACUCCGCGACGCAGCCCAGUCGAACAAAGGAUCUCGAGAAGCUGUUCCACCGUCCGGGUCCAUUGGUGGCGGCCACCUUUGAAGCUUCGUCGGAGAUGAUUAAUGAUUUGAAGGAGUAUGUCAAAGUUUUGGUGGUUGGGGCAGGCGGUUUGGGCUGCGAGCUGUUGAAAGAUUUGGCUUUGUCAGGGUUUUCAAACCUGGACGUGAUCGACAUGGACAGGAUUGAAGUCACCAAUCUUAAUCGUCAAUUUCUCUUUAGGGUCGAAGAUGUAGGGAAGCCAAAGGCUGAAGUCGCAGCUAAGCGAGUGAUGGAAAGGAUUAGUGGGGUGAAUAUCACGCCCCAUUUCUGUCGGAUUGAAGAUAAACCCAUGGAGUUCUACAGUGAUUUUAGCAUCAUUGUUCUUGGUCUUGAUUCAAUUGAGGCCCGGAGCUUCAUAAACUCAGUCGCUUGUGGAUUUUUAGAGUAUGAUUCUGAUGAUAACCCUGUACCGGAGACCGUGAAACCACUGGUGGAUGGUGGAACGGAAGGUUUCAAGGGCCAUGCAAGAGUUAUUCUACCAGGAAUAACUCCAUGUUUUGAAUGCACCAUUUGGCUUUUCCCCCCACAAGUGAAGUUCCCCUUGUGUACUCUUGCUGAAACACCAAGAACUGCCGCUCAUUGUAUAGAAUACGCUCACCUGAUCAAAUGGGAUGAGGUUCAUAGUGGUAAAAGUUUUGAUCCAGAUGACCCUGAUCAUAUGCAGUGGGUUUAUACUGAGGCUGUUAAGAGAGCUGAGCUUUUUGGGAUACCAGGAGUUACAUAUUCUUUGACACAGGGUGUGGUGAAAAAUAUUAUUCCAGCUAUAGCUUCCACCAAUGCAAUCAUUUCAGCAGCUUGUGCUUUGGAGACCAUGAAAAUUAUAACUGGAUGUAGCAAAACCUUGUCAAAUUACUUGACGUAUAAUGGUGUUGAAGGACUUCAUACUAAAGUGACAGAUUUUGUGAGAGACAAAGAAUGUCCGGUUUGUGGUCCUGGCGUUCUUAUCGAGUUGGAUACUUCAGUUACUCUAAGAAAGUUCAUCGAUUCACUCAAGGAUCACCCCAACCUCUUGCUAACUAGAGUUAGCGUCAGACACAGAGGGACGAACCUGUACAUGCAGGCACCUCCGAUACUUGAAGAGCAGACACGACCCUUUCUAGACCAACCACUCUUUGAAUUGAUGGGAAAAACUCGGAAGGAUAUUGUCAGUGUUACAGGCAUGGCUGGUAAAGCUGACAAUAAGCAAUCCUGCUCGAGGAAACUGAGGAUAGUGUUCAAGGGAGCUGAUGGUGUUGCUGAUAUGGAUACGGCUGGGGGAGCCUAGUCCUCUCCGUUGCCAUUACCUUCAGGUUUUAAUGUUAGUUGAUUCAAAGAUGAUUUUGAUGCUGUAAAGAGUCCAAUUAUUAGCUUACCUAAAGAAAAAAGGAUUGCUGAAGCGAAAUCAUAUUUCCUUGUAAGCAAUGACUAGCUCUUAAUUUUUUGGGUGAAUUUUUAGGGUCUUACCUGAAAAUUGUUAGUACCCCAACCAAAACCAGAAAGUUGUAUCAUGAUUAGAGAGAUUCUAGCUAAAUAUCAGUGCUUUUGGUUUCUACUGUCCACUUCUUUCAUAGCGAAGAAUCUUUUCGAGUUCAUGUUGUCGUGCCGACAUAUUUACCAUGUCUAUCUAUAAUUUGAUCUUCGACAAAGAAAACGUCCUUUUCCAGACGAAUUAAACUGUAUGUUUGCCGACCAAAUGCAACUGGAAAGGAAGAACGCGUUAAAUGCGCAAGAAACCGAC
Molecule: messenger RNA, 2282 nt
Organism: Oldenlandia corymbosa var. corymbosa
Lineage: Eukaryota; Viridiplantae; Streptophyta; Magnoliopsida; Gentianales; Rubiaceae
Source: the annotation of a GenBank genome assembly